AUGGUAGCUCUUCAGUCUGUUUUUUUGAGUGGAGACUUAAGUGAUGUGUCUGGAGCCAUUGCCAAAGUGAAGGAAUUAUUCGAAGGGCAUAAUAAAUUGAUUUCUGGGUUUAACAUCUUCUUGCCAAAGGGGUCUGAAUUAGCCCUUGAGCAUGAUGAGGCUGCUCCACAAACUAAGAAGAUUGAUUUUGAAGAAGCUAUCAACGUUGUGACCAAAAUAAAGAAACACUAUCAUCAAAACGAUAGACAUUAUAAAGCAUUCGUAGACAUUUUAAAAAUGUACAGGAAGGAGCACAAGGACAAAACCAAGGUCUACAAUGAGGUAAUAACUAUGGUAGAUAUGUUAUGGCUCUGUUUGUUCAAUGCUCUUGUUUUAUUGGAAAGUUUGUUAUUCAAAAAUGGGAAAUCCCAAGUCCCAGCAAGUGGAGGCAGAGGAGGUAGUGAUCUUGGUUGUACCGCCGGGAAAUUAACAACAAAUGAUUCCUCAAGCUAUCUCAAGGAAGUGAAGGAAACAUUUCAAGAUCAAAGAGAGAAAUAUGACAUGUUCCUUGAGGUCUUAAAAGAUUUGAAGGCUCAAAGAACUGAUACUGUUGGUGCUAGUGCCAGAGUGAAGGAAUUAUUUGAAGGCCAUAAUAACUUGAUUUCUGGGUUCAACGUCUUCCUGCAAAAGGGCUAUGAAAUAACCCUUGAGGAUGAUGAGGCUGCUCCACAAAGGGAGAAGGUUGAAUUUGGAAGAGCUAUCGACUUUGUGAACAAGAUAAUGAUCCCCUUUCAAAAUGAUCUACGUGUUUAUGAAGCAUUCUUAGACAUUAUGAAUACGUACAGGAAGGAGCACAAUGACAUAAAUAAGGUCUACAAUGAGAUUUCCACUCUUUUUGAUGGUCAUCCAGAUUUGGUUGAGGAGUUCACAACAUUUCUUCCAGAAGAAGCAUCUGUUUCAGCAAAGAAUCCUGGUUUGUGAAUUGUGAACGAGAUAAAGGCGAAUAUAUUGUUUUGCUUUGUGAAUUGUGAACAAGAUAAAAAGUUAACAUACUGUUUUGCUCCGUUGAAUUUCAACAGAAAAUGUUGGUUUCUUCGGUAUAAUGAUGAAUUUUAUUUCUACAGAAACACUUUCAAAAUGAGGUACUAACCAUGGUAAAUGUAUGUUAUGGCUCUGUUUUUUUUACUUGAUAAGUUUUCUUAUUCAUGUAAUUUUCAGUA
Messenger RNA from Quercus robur (English oak), 1199 nucleotides. RefSeq names its product paired amphipathic helix protein Sin3-like 4. The transcript has 7 exons. Gene Ontology annotation, cellular component: chromatin; histone deacetylase complex. The coding region runs from base 1 to 960 and encodes 319 amino acids. NCBI's taxonomy places the organism in Eukaryota, Viridiplantae, Streptophyta, Magnoliopsida, Fagales, Fagaceae. Gene Ontology annotation, molecular function: transcription corepressor activity. Gene Ontology annotation, biological process: negative regulation of transcription by RNA polymerase II. The record is from RefSeq and is a predicted model, not a curated record.